Messenger RNA from Amyelois transitella, 1489 nucleotides. RefSeq names its product protein CWC15 homolog A-like. Gene Ontology annotation, molecular function: RNA binding. Gene Ontology annotation, cellular component: catalytic step 2 spliceosome. The record is from RefSeq and is a predicted model, not a curated record. Bases 362 to 1015 code for a protein of 217 amino acids. Lineage: Eukaryota; Metazoa; Arthropoda; Insecta; Lepidoptera; Pyralidae. The transcript is spliced from 3 exons. Gene Ontology annotation, biological process: mRNA cis splicing, via spliceosome.
AUGUCAGUGUUCGGUAAGUACCUAGGUUACGUGUACAGUACAGAGAUACACACGUAGGUACCUAUCGCUUCGCUUCGUUGUGACGUGUCGUGCGUUGCGUGGUGCAGAGUGCAAGCAAACUGCAACACAAAACAAACAAGGGUGCAGCGAAUUGCAAAUAAUUUAUCGUGCGUGGUAUUUGCUGGUGUACGUGUCCGUGGCCGCGUGGCGGUAUCGUUGUUAGAGCUUGUUUAAUAAUUUGAGACCUAUUCUGAAUAAUAAGUAGGUACUUACAUAGACACCUAAUCUCAUACGAAUAUUGAAGGAAAAAUAAUUAUAUAUUAUUAGGUAUCUACAAUUGAAUAAAGCUCAAUUAUUGAAAAUGACCACGGCAGCAAGGCCCACUUUUGAUCCGGCUAGAGGUGGACAAGGACGCGGCGAAAAGGAUUUGAGCGCUAUAUCUCGACAGUACUCCAGUAGAGAUCUGCCUGGACAUACGAAAUUAAAAUACAGACACCGAGGACAAGGCACCACUGAAGAGUUACGAUCAAGGGAUUUUCGCAAAGAACUAGACGAUAGAGAAAAAGAAAUUAAAGGCCCGAGCACAAGAAGGCUAAAUGAACCAUCCGCAAAGAGAGCCAAAGUGGAUCAAGUACCCGCUGCAAUUUUGGAUGCGGAUGAUCCCCUUGAAGGAGAUACUUCAGAAUCGGAUGAUUCCGAUGAUGACACUGCGGCAUUAUUAGAGGAAUUGAACAAAAUAAAAAAAGAGCGAGCAACAGAACAGGCAAAGAAGGAAGCUGAAAAGAAACGAGAAGAGGAGAGAAUACGAAUGGAAAACGUUUUUUCUGGGAAUCCUCUGUUGAAUUACUCGGGAGCAGAACAAAAAAAUUAUAUGAAGGUGAAAAGAAGAUGGGAUGGUGAUGUCGUUUUCAAAAACUGUGCUCGUUCUGAGCCACAAAAGAAAGGCAACACAUUUAUCAAUGACUCACUUAGGUCAGAAUUUCAUAAAAAAACCAUGGAAAAAUAUGUUAAAUAAUGAUAGUGUUAUUGAUUUUUUUGAGCUCUUAAUCUGUGAUUAGUCUGCUACUUUUAGCAGACGAUAAUCUAUUUGUUACAUUUUAAAACAAAAAAAAAAAAUGUUGUUUUCUUAUCAGCACAGUAUAAUAUUUUUCCAUGAUUUGUUAUAGUGAGCCAACAAAAACUGUACGAAAUCAGUAUUAAACAAGCAUUCUAUACAAUGCCUAUGUAUGGCUAUGUAUUAAAGGGCCCUAAGGCCGAUGUCUCAUUAGGUUAGGUGUUAUGUAUAAAUAUCAAUUUUAAUGAACGCUUUGUAUUUUUUUAUUUUUAUAUAUGUAAUUAUGUCUUCAUAUUACCCCUUUGUUUUAUAACAUCUUAGAUUAGAAGGGAGCGAAGCCCCGUGCAGAAUUUUGUUUAAAAUAAUAAUAGUAUUAAUUAUCGUUUAUGUAAUUAUUUGUAUAAAUUUUUUUUAUGAACCUACUUGUAUGGUUUU